This is a messenger RNA of Beta vulgaris subsp. vulgaris (sugar beet), 871 nucleotides long. RefSeq lists its product as hypothetical. The coding region runs from base 39 to 590 and encodes 183 amino acids. The transcript has 2 exons. NCBI's taxonomy places the organism in Eukaryota, Viridiplantae, Streptophyta, Magnoliopsida, Caryophyllales, Amaranthaceae. The record is from RefSeq and is a predicted model, not a curated record.
UCAGAAUUGUAAAACUGCUAAUAAAUUUUCAAGAAAAUAUGGUGAGUUUGAAGAUAUUUGUAGACACAAAGAAUAAAAAGGUUGUAUUUGCUGAAGCAGGCAAAGAAUUUAUAGAUUUCAUCCUCGACAUGCUAUCAUUACCGCUUUCAAUCGUUGCAAAACUCCUAAAAGAGCAUAAUGAAAGCAAGGUUGGUUGCAUUGGAGCACUGUACCACAGCAUUGAAGCUCUCAGUCCUAGUUGCUUCGAGUCCGAUAGCCACAAAGGUAUGGCGUUAAAGCCAAGAACUAAUGUUGUUAUUCCUUUGUUAUCAUGUUAUGAAGGUCGAAGUGGACAGCAAGCAAGUCUGCAACCUACUAAUUAUCCCAGUUAUGGACGAAAAUUUGUCAAAGAAGCAAUAUCUUUUAUUGUGAUGGAUAAUUUGGAGGUCAAGCCUAUGUCUGCAACUCUCAUUAAGUCCAUCGUUAUUGAUUUUGAUAUCUUGACUGAACAAGAGGUUCAAGUUGGUUGUAACGAGGGACUAAAUUUACUGAAAGCGUCUUUGGAGAGCCAGACUGUGCUGAGUACUGUCUUCCUUUGGAACAAGAAGUAGGCUCUUUCUAGUUACUGGCAUGCAUGCUGUUAUUGGAUAUUUUGCUAAGAGCUUUUCUACUUCUUUCAUCUGAAGAAAAAGCUUUUGUAUUUUGUUUUCCAUGCAAAGUUCCAACUGUGCGCUGUACGUGAGCUUAGUUUUCAUCUUCUCAUUGUCCGAUUGUUCUGUAGUUCUACACUUCUAUGUUUAGGGAAUGGAUUAAAUUACCUUUUUUUGUAAGGACUGGUAAUAGAAGUGUUUUAAGAAUGAUUAUUGCAAAAUCGGCAUGCUUAAUAUUGUAA